Molecule: messenger RNA, 513 nt
Organism: Penicillium lagena
Lineage: Eukaryota; Fungi; Ascomycota; Eurotiomycetes; Eurotiales; Aspergillaceae
Product: PaaI family thioesterase
Exons: 2
Coding region: 1-513 (170 amino acids)
Molecular function (GO): fatty acyl-CoA hydrolase activity
Source: RefSeq, a predicted model, not a curated record
AUGUCUGAGCACGGCAUCCGCCCACCAUCGCGCCAGAUGGACGAAUUCGAGGAGAUGGUCUUCGAGUAUACCCAGCGAAUGGGCCUGGGCAGCGACGAGCACUGGGACGUCAACGCACAAGAAUGCUCUCUCCGCUUCGAGACCGCCACGCUCGGCCCGCCCGCCAAAGUCUCCUUCCUCUUCACCAUCGUCCCCUCGCUAAGCAACUACAUGGGCAAUCUACACGGCGGCUGCGCGGCGACCCUGAUCGAUGUGCUCUCGACGACAAUCCUUCUAGGCGUCUCGCAGCCGGGCAAGUUCGCGCUUGGUGGUGUGAGCCGGAAUCUCAAAGUGACGUAUCUGCGUCCCGUGCCGACGGGGACGGAGGUCCGGCUUGUCUGUGAGGUUGUUCAUGUCGGUAAGCGGUUGGCGCUCCUAAGGGCGGAGAUUCAGAAGGCCGAUACCGGGGACGUUUGUGUGGUUGGGGAGCAUGAGAAGGCGAAUACGGAUCCGGAGGUUACGCAGCGGAUUUGA